AUGAGAUUGUUCCUCUCGCGUGCUUCCCGGCCCCUAGCCCUGUCGGGGACAGUUUCACCUGCAAAAAGACCAUACAUUGCAUCGCGUGGUUAUUCUAGUACACCUCCCGAGGAACAUAGGCCUCUGCCACUUGCCGGUGUCACUGUUGUCAGUCUAGAGCAAGCCAUUGCCGCGCCCUUUUGUACACGACAGCUUGCCGACCUGGGAGCUCGAGUUAUCAAGGUUGAACGACCGGUUGUCGGAGAUUUUGCGCGCAACUACGAUACACGAGUUCGUGGACUCGCGUCGCAUUUUGUUUGGACAAAUCGAUCUAAGGAGAGUCUGGCGCUGGACCUCAAACGCGAAAAGGACCAUGCCGUCCUAAUGAAGCUACUUGAAAAGGCCGACGUGCUCGUUCAGAACUUGGCCCCCGGUGCCAGUGCACGAUUGGGCCUCUCUCACGAAGCAUUGAAAGAGAAGCAUCCCGGUCUGAUCGUCUGUGAUAUCUCUGGUGAGGCAGGAAUGCUUUCUGUCACAGGCACCGAAAAAGAGCCAGCAAAAGUUGGUAUCUCCAUCGCCGAUAUUUCUGCCGGAAUGUACGCCUACAGCAACAUUCUCUCAGCUCUGUUGCAGCGUGGGAAGGACGGCAAAGGUUGUCAGAUCGACAUUUCCAUGCUGGAAAGUAUGGUCGAAUGGAUGGGCUUCCCGAUGUACUACGCAUAUGAUAACGCCCCUGGUCCGGUACCAGCAGGUGCUUCCCAUGCGGCCAUCUACCCAUAUGGGCCUUUUGAAACAGGGGAUGGACAAUCCGUCAUGCUGGGCAUUCAAAAUGAACGAGAAUGGGUCAAUUUCUGCAACGAUGUCCUCUCUCGGUCGGAGCUGGCCACCGAUCCUCGGUUCUCAAACAACUCACAGCGAAGUCAAAAUCGGGAUGAGCUCAAGGCUAUCGUCCAUGAGGUCUUCUCGGAUUUCACGGCAGAAGAAACGGUCGCUCGGUUGGACAAGGCUUCGAUUGCCAACGCGAGUGUCAAUGACAUGAAGAAUCUCUGGGGACAUGCACAGCUUCAAGCGAGGGACCGGUGGACAAACAUUCAGACACCGAUUGGCGCUGUUCCGGCUCUUUUGCCUCCUGGAUCAAGCAAAUCAGUCGAGAAGGGUGGGUAUGGCGCUCAAAUGGGCUCAGUCCCGGCGGUGGGAGAGCACAAUGAGGCCAUUCUUGCGGAGCUCGGCCUAUCCGAUUGA
This is a messenger RNA of Penicillium bovifimosum, 1221 nucleotides long. RefSeq names its product CaiB/BaiF CoA transferase family protein. The record is from RefSeq and is a predicted model, not a curated record. The transcript has 2 exons. NCBI's taxonomy places the organism in Eukaryota, Fungi, Ascomycota, Eurotiomycetes, Eurotiales, Aspergillaceae. Gene Ontology annotation, molecular function: catalytic activity. The coding region runs from base 1 to 1221 and encodes 406 amino acids.